Linnemannia hyalina is the source of this 1926-nucleotide messenger RNA. The record is from the annotation of a GenBank genome assembly. NCBI's taxonomy places the organism in Eukaryota, Fungi, Mortierellomycota, Mortierellomycetes, Mortierellales, Mortierellaceae.
AUGGCUGUCACCAAGCGCAAGUCCGGCAGUAUCACCGCCGAGAAGCCCGAGAAGAGAGUCAAGAAGGAAAAGUCCGCCCCCGCUGCUGCCGCACCUGCCUCCAACAAGAAGACUUUCUUUGGCAAGGUUAUCGACGAAGAGGAGGAUGAUGCUGAGGAUGAGGGCGAGCUCGAGGCUGAGCCUAUCCGGGACGACGAUGAGCAGAACGAUAUGGAUAUGGAGGUUGAUGCCGCUGCCCACGGUGACCAGACCGUUCCCCAGAAGAACAAGAUCCCUACAAAGGAGCAGAACGCACAGAAGAAGGCUCUUCGUGACGAGCGCAGAUCGCACAAACCCAACGCAGAGCUGAUCUACCCUGCCAAGAAGCUCUGGGAGAAGCUUCGUCUCAAGGAGCUCCCCAAGCCCGAGAGACAGCAGGUCAUGAAGGAAAUGAUGGAGUUGAUUACCGGCAAGGUCCAAGAGAUUAUUUUCAAGCACGACAUGUCCCGUAUCAUCCAGUCUUGUCUCAAGCACGGAAACGAGGCUCAGAGAAACGUCAUUGCAGGAGAGUUGGUCGGACACUACUUGACCUUGUCCAAGUCGAUGUACGGUCGUUUUAUUGUCGUCAAGAUUCUGCACUACUGCCAAAAGUACAGGGAGUCGAUCAUCAAGGAGUUUUAUGGAAAGGUCCGUCAGCUGAUCAAGCACAAGGAGGCUUCGACUAUUAUUGAGGACGCCUACUCGACUUACGCCAACGCUGCCCAGAGAGCUGGACUCAUCCAGGAGUUUUAUGGACCCGAGUUCCGUAUCUUCAAGGUCGAGGACAAGAAGACGCUUUCUGAUAUUCUUGCCCAGAACCCCACCAAGAAGGAAAACAUCAUGAAGCACCUCAUGGAGACCCUCAAGGGAUGCAUGGAGAAGGGUACUGUUGAGUUCAGCAUUGUCCACCGUGGAUUGCUCGAGUAUUUUGAGCAUGCUGACGCUAAGGGCAUUCAGGAGAUGUUGGAUGUCAUGAAGGAGCAGGCUGUCGAGAUUUUGCACACAAAGGAGGGCGCUCAGGUUGCAAUGUUGUGCUUGUUGCAUGCAUCGCCCAAGGACCGUAAGGCGAUGUUGAAGACGAUGAAGCCCUUUGUGGUCAAGAUCUGCAAGGAGGAAUACGGACACAUGGUGAUGUUGAGGAUGUUUGACGUUGUCGACGAUACAGUCUUGAUGAGCAAGGCCAUCCUGGCCGAGAUUGUCAAGGAGAUGGAAGAUAUUGCGAAGGACAAGUAUGGUCGUCGUGUGAUUCUUUACUUGCUCGCAGGACGGUCACCCAAGUACAUUUCCCCCCAGAGCAUCGAGCUCCUGGCCAAGGGUGACCUUGUCCGUGCCAACACCAGUAAGAAGGAUGCUGCUGUUCGUUCGUCCGAGUUGCUCAACUACAUUUCGCCCUCGUUGAUCUCUUUGAUCGCCACCAAGACCCGUGCCCUCACCAGCGAGCCCCUCGCCUGCCAGGUCGUGUUUGAGACAAUGUUGCACUCCACCGGAGACCGCCAACCUGCCAUCGAUGCCCUCUUGGCCCUUGCUGCUGAGAACCCCUCAGAAGCAACCUCGGAGACCCCCCAUGUGUUGAUGUCGAUGCCCACAGACCGUCUCUACAAGACUCUCGUCCAAUCCGAUUACAAGGCGCCGCUUGCCGAGCCUAGCUUACAUUUCGCCAAGGCUCUGUUGACCAAGAUUUCGCCUCACCUCGGAUUCUUUGCCCAGCAGAGCGGAUCGAGCCCCUUCAUUGUCUUGGCGCUGUUGGAGAACCCCGAGACUGCAGAGGAGACCAAGAAGGCAUUGGAGGCCAAGGGAUCUGCCAAAGGAUCAAUAACCAUCCAGAAGGAGCUCGAGAAGGUUGUCAAGGGUAAGCCCGAAAACGAGUUCAAGGCUGUCCGCUUGAUCCUCGACACUCUUUCCAAGUAA